CUCUCUCACACUCACUCUUGUCUCUCUCAACCCACCAAAAACCAAACUCAACACGCUCUCUCUCUCAACUCUCUCUGUGGAUGGCUUAUAAUCAGCAGCACCAGCACCAGGUCUCUCACCAAGUGGCCAAGACCGCCACGGCAGUGACCAUCGGCGGAUCCCUCAUGGUGCUCUCAGGCCUCACGCUGGCGGCGACGGUCGUCGGACUUGUGGCCGCCACGCCGCUGCUGGUCAUAUUCAGCCCGGUGUUGGUCCCCGCCGCCAUCGUGCUGUUCCUGAUUACGGCUGGGUUUCUGGCGUCGGGCGGAUUCGGCGCCACAGCGGUGGCCGUGUUCUACUGGAUGUACAAGUACGCGGCGGGGGAGCACCCAGUCGGGGCGGAGCAGCUAGAUUGCGUUCGGGAGAAGAUCGCGGGCGCCGCCGCUCAGUUGAAGGGCCGGGCCGAGCAGUACAGCUGGAAGAAUUGAGCUUUGGAUUUCCCUCAGACCUCCCUCCCCUGUUGUGUUGUUAAGUUCUUUCAGUUUCGCGCCCUCUCUUGGUUUUGUAUUUCUCAACAGUCUAUCAAUCUACCUACUAGUAAGUAGUAUGUCAGCCAGUUAUGGAAGAUUUUCCUCCUCCGUUUCCUUCCAAGAAAGUCCAAAUCACGUGAAUGGGAAAGAAAGAUGGCUCCGGCCACAUUAAAUAAUAAUAUUUUAUAAUAUUCAAAGAUGAUGAUUAAAUUCAAAGGCAAGGCAAGGAAAGGGUCAUGCAGUGAUUAUACUAGGUAGCAUCUACGCCCCAUUGCCAUCAAUAUGAUUUGACUCAUGUGGUCUUCUUGGAGAGAGCAAUGACGUUGAAGUUGAGCGAGUCUGGAUUUUUCUGGAUUA
This is a messenger RNA of Diospyros lotus (date-plum), 866 nucleotides long. RefSeq names its product oleosin L-like. Gene Ontology annotation, biological process: sexual reproduction; lipid storage. Lineage: Eukaryota; Viridiplantae; Streptophyta; Magnoliopsida; Ericales; Ebenaceae. Bases 81 to 467 code for a protein of 128 amino acids. The record is from RefSeq and is a predicted model, not a curated record. The transcript has a single exon. Gene Ontology annotation, cellular component: monolayer-surrounded lipid storage body; membrane; extracellular region.